UGCAGUCACACUUGCUCCAACGAACAAAAACCACCGCCCGCAUCAGAACGCAUCGUUAUUUGUUGUUGUCUACGCCGUUCAAUCGCUGACAAUUAACAACAAAACAAAAGGAACGGCAGGCACUGCCUUCGCUUUUAGAGAAAACCGCGACUGCUAACUGCCAGGCAAUCGAAAUCGAUGCGAUUUUAAAUCGAAAACGCGCGCGAGAUGCGGAAAAGCCAAACGCCGCGAGCUUUGUUUAUGUGUAUCGGAAAAUAACACAGGAAAAUCCCUUUAGUUUCUGUGUGCGGAUGAGCCAGUGCGAAAGCAAUAUCAAUAAUAUCCCAAGCAGAUUGCUGAAUAAAUCGCAUUCGAGAGGUUUGACUAAAAGAUCGGCAAAAUUAAUUUCCGUCGCAUUAAAAUCUUUACAUCAAAACUGGAUUAUAACAGAUCCGUUGAUAUUGGCACUCAGCAGGAAAACAACUCGGGGGUAACCAACAAAAUGGUGAAACGCACCGACGGCACUGAAUCUCCCAUACUGGCUGAAGACGGUGGCGAUGGUCAUGACAAACCGCGAUUGCGCUACGGCGAACUAGUUAUACUCGGCUACAAUGGUUACUUGCCACAGGGAGAUCGCGGUCGGCGACGCUCCAAGUUUGUGCUCCACAAGCGGACGGAGGCGAGUGGCGUCAAGCGGUCCAAGCACUACAUCGUCCAAUCGCCACAGACCUCGAAGGCCAUUCUGGAUGCCAAUCAGCAUUCAAUCUCGUACACACUCUCACGCAACCAGGCGGUCAUUGUGGAGUACAAGGAGGACACGGAAACGGACAUGUUUCAGGUGGGACGCUCAUCGGAGUCACCCAUUGACUUUGUGGUGAUGGACACGCUGCCCGGCGAUAAGAAGGAUGCCAAGGUUAUGCAGAGCACAAUUUCUCGGUUCGCCUGCCGCAUUCUGGUCAACCGCUGUGAGCCUGCCAAGGCGAGAAUAUUCGCCGCCGGCUUCGAUUCGAGCAGAAAUAUAUUCCUUGGGGAGAAGGCCACCAAGUGGCAGGACAAUGUGGAAAUCGAUGGCCUGACCACCAACGGUGUGCUGAUUAUGCACCCCAAAGGAUCCUUCUGUGGCGGCAAUGCCAAGUGCGGACUCUGGCGCGAGUGCUCCGUGGGCGGCGAUGUGUUCAGCCUUCGCGAAUCGCGUUCGGCCCAGCAAAAGGGGCAGCCGAUAUAUGACGAAUGCAACAUCCUGCAGGAUGGCACACUUAUUGAUCUCUGCGGCGCAACAUUGCUCUGGCGUUCCGCCGAGGGCUUGCAGCAUUCGCCGACCAAACACGAUUUGGAGAAACUUAUCGAUGCCAUUAAUGCCGGUCGUCCACAGUGCCCGGUGGGUCUGAACACGCUGGUUAUACCACGCAAAGUUAACAUUGGGGAUCAGGUGAACCAGCCUUACGUGUACUUAAACUGCGGCCAUGUCCAGGGCCAUCACGAUUGGGGUCAGGACGAGAACACUGGCGCCCGCCGUUGUCCCAUGUGCCUGGAACUCGGUCCAGUGGUCACCCUGUGCAUGGGCUUGGAACCAGCCUUCUAUGUGGACGUGGGCGCACCGACGUACGCGUUCAAUCCAUGCGGACACAUGGCGACUGAAAAAACUGUCAAAUACUGGGCCAAUGUGGAGAUACCUCACGGCACCAACGGAUUUCAGGCCGUCUGUCCCUUCUGUGCGACGCCCUUGGAUGGAGCGACUGGCUACAUAAAGUUAAUAUUCCAGGAUAAUCUAGAUUAAAUAUAAAUAUAAUGGAUUAACAAAUGUAUUUACGUCUAUAUAGAUACUGUAGUAAUUGAAAGAUGUCCAAGUUUGAAGCAGGCAUUAAAACUAGGCUUUAUUUAUUAUCAUUAAUUAACAUUUAAAGGCAACAGAAAACGGAAACAAUUUCUGAAUACUGAAUUAAACAAACACAAGAGGAGAACAAAUUUAAUUGAAGCAAAAUGUUGUAUUUGUUGUGUCUCUGGCUGCUACAGUUUUGCAUUAUUCGAUUGCUACUAUAUAAUUACUGCAUUAUGUUUACCAAAUCAAUGCGAUUAAUUACGAAAUGAGCAAUGCCGCUUUCAUCUCCCCAUUAUACACCCCAUUCCCCAAUCGAAAUUGCAUGUUAAUGUUUCAUGUUUGAUUUCCCCCACUGUAUAAUGUAAAAAUUAUUUGAAAUUAUGAAAGCAAGGCAUACGAACGCAAUGAUCAGCAGCACACAUCAACUAUACGAAUUAAUUGAAAUUGCAUAAGUGUAAAAGUUGAGACCGAAUGUAAAUCGCAGAUAUAUUUAUUGUGUAUAAUUGUGUAAAAACAAAAACAAAAGAUUGAAUUGUAA
Messenger RNA from Drosophila santomea, 2336 nucleotides. It is a transcript of the gene Pli, whose product is annotated as protein pellino. The coding region runs from base 482 to 1756 and encodes 424 amino acids. The transcript has 10 exons. The record is from RefSeq and is a predicted model, not a curated record. Gene Ontology annotation, molecular function: ubiquitin protein ligase activity; protein binding. Gene Ontology annotation, biological process: protein polyubiquitination; regulation of Toll signaling pathway. NCBI's taxonomy places the organism in Eukaryota, Metazoa, Arthropoda, Insecta, Diptera, Drosophilidae.